Pseudopipra pipra is the source of this 2445-nucleotide messenger RNA. It is a transcript of the gene PDIA2, whose product is annotated as protein disulfide isomerase family A member 2. The record is from RefSeq and is a predicted model, not a curated record. Gene Ontology annotation, biological process: response to endoplasmic reticulum stress; protein folding. NCBI's taxonomy places the organism in Eukaryota, Metazoa, Chordata, Aves, Passeriformes, Pipridae. Bases 176 to 1798 code for a protein of 540 amino acids. The transcript has 11 exons. Gene Ontology annotation, cellular component: endoplasmic reticulum. Gene Ontology annotation, molecular function: protein disulfide isomerase activity.
CCAGGUCUCCCUGCGCUGACGAGUGGCUGGAAAACAGCCACCUGGUCCCGCUGCCUUAUCGGCCGUGCUGGGCAGCCAGUAGCGGAGGGCCACGAGCCCCAGGGGACCGGCACCUCCCGCCCCAGGGCUCUUAUCUGCGUCCUGCCCCCUGGACAACGUCUUCUGCACCGGCACCAUGCGGGGCUGCAGGUCCAGGCUGGUUUGGCUGCUGGUGCUGUCGCUGGCCUGGCUGGGCCUGGCGCUGGGGGACGAGGAGAAGGAUGAGGAGGUGGUGGCAGAGGAGGAAGGGGAGAAGGAAGAGGAUGAAGUGCUCUCAGAUGAGAUCAAGGAGGAGGACAAUGUCCUGGUGCUCCAUGAGCACAACUUUGCCCGUGCCUUGAGCGAGCACCAGCUGCUGCUGGUGGAGUUCUAUGCACCGUGGUGUGGGCACUGCCAGCAGUUGGCCCCUGCCUACACCCAGGCGGCCACCGAGCUGAGGAACGAGUCCAGUCCAGCACGGCUGGGCAAGGUGGAUGCCACAACACAGACAGCCCUGGCCAACGAGUUCAACAUCACCUCCUACCCCACGCUCAAGCUCUUCCGCAAUGGCAACCGCACCCACCCCCUCCCCUACACCGGACUCAUGGACACGCGGGGCAUUGUGCGCUGGAUGCAGCGCCGGGCCGGCCCCAGUGCCACGCUGCUGCACGACACCGACACCGCCAACGCCUUCGCCAGCUCCCAGGACUUGGUGGUCAUUGGCUUCUUCAAGGACCUGAAGGGCCAGGCAGCCCAGGCGUUCUACGAUGUGGCUGCUGAGAUGGUGGACAUGCCCUUUGGUGUGGCGGAGGCAGCCGAGCUCUUCCAGGCCUAUGGGCUGUCGGCCGACACCGUCUGUCUCUUCAAGAAGUUUGAUGAGAGACAGACAAACUUCCCCGUGGACCCAGCGCAGGGGCUGGACACAGAUGAGCUCACGCGGCUGCUCCGCGUCCACAGCCUGAGGCUGGUGACGGAGUUCAACAGUGAGACAUCCAACCAGAUCUUCGGUGCCAAGAUCCCCCAUCACAUGCUGCUCUUCCUCAACAAGUCAUCAUCGGAGCAGCUGUCCCUGCAGGACGGCUUCAAGGCAGCCGCCAGCACCUUCCGGGGCGAGGUGCUCUUCGUGGUGGUGGAUGUGAACGGGUACGGCGCCGACGUCCUGUCCUUCUUCGGCAUGACCCCCGCCGACGCCCCCACCCUGCGCCUCGUCAAGAUGGAGAACAACCGCAAGUACCAGAUGGAGCAGGACUCCUUCUCGGACACGGCCAUCCGCACCUUCAUCCAGGCGGUGCUGGAUGGCAAGGUGAAGCCCCACCUGCUGAGCGCGGAGCCCCCCGAGGACUGGGACACAUGGCCCGUCAAAGUCCUGGUGGGGAAGACCUUCGAGCAGGUGGCGUUCGAUGAGACCAAGAACGUCUUUGUCAAGUUCUACGCUCCGUGGUGCUCCCACUGCCAGGCCAUGGCACCCGCCUGGGAGGAGCUGGGCGAGCGCUACAAGGACCACGAGGACAUUGUCAUUGCUGAGAUGGAUGCCACGGCCAACGAGCUGGAGAACAUCACCAUCCACGGCUUCCCCACCCUGCACUACUUCCCCGCAGGGCCGGGCAGGAAGAUGGUUGAGUACAAGAGCACCCGAGAUGUGGAAACUUUCUCCAAGUUCCUGGAAAAUGGGGGGGUGCUGCCCGUGGAGCCUCCUGUGGUGACCAAGACCCCUGGGAACAGCACAGGCAAGGAGGAUCCAAGUGUGCUGGGGACAGAUGAAACCCGGGAUGAGCUGUGAGCCCUGUCCUGCUCAGGCACGUGAUAUAAACCACCUGGAAACCAUGUGGGCUCUGGUCUGUUUGCGGCUCCAUGUCUCGGGGAGCAUCCCCGUGUCUUGGGGGCACAGCAGAGCUGACAAUGGGCAGGGCCCCCACUACUGCUUGGCCCUGGGCCCCCCAGGAGGGGGUGCUGCCAGGGGCCCUCUGCCUCCCUGGGGCAGCUGUGCCAUAACACUCAUCCUGGCAGCCCCACGGUGACACAGGCUGGCCAAGGACAGGGCUGUGGGGGCAGCCCAGCACUCUCCAUGCUGGCCCUCGUGCUGGGCUGCUGGGGUUCAGGUGAUGGGGGACCAGCCAGGGUCUCUCCUUCAUGGCCCACCAGCCCCAGGAGCUGCUGUCACAUGCUCCCCUCAAGUCUGGCUCAGCUUCUGGGACCCCCAGCAUCCCCUCCAAAUGCCAGCACCAUCCCCUCUCCCCUGGGCUAUUCCUCCAGGGGCAACAUGUUGGUCCCCUGGGGCCAGGACCCGCCCAGCCACCCUUCCAGGAAGCCCAGAGCAGCCCCAGCCCCACCAUGUGCCCAGACCCUUUGCCAGACCUGUGCCAUCCUCUGUCCAUCCCAGAGGCUGCCGGGGGCCCGGGAAUAGCUCCGCGGGGAAGGAAGAAAGCA